This is a messenger RNA of Podospora pseudopauciseta, 258 nucleotides long. RefSeq lists its product as uncharacterized. The coding region runs from base 1 to 258 and encodes 85 amino acids. NCBI's taxonomy places the organism in Eukaryota, Fungi, Ascomycota, Sordariomycetes, Sordariales, Podosporaceae. The transcript has 2 exons. The record is from RefSeq and is a predicted model, not a curated record.
AUGCAUAGAGCCUGGGGAGCGGAAUGCUCCAGUGACCAGCAUUCGGAAUCGUAUAUCGAGAGUUGGAUGUGUAUGUAUAUGCCGGCCCGCGGCCACUCGUUGCGACCGCCGACCGACCUGGACAGCGGGAUAACUGGGAUCUUCCCCUGUGUGACGCUCACUUCACCUCGUGGUCACACCCUCGUUUACCUCCUCGCCUGGAACGAAAAAGAGUGGCUGGUUGGCUGGCUGGCGUCAAGGUUUCUUCAUCCCAAAUAA